UGGAGGGAGGGGUAGGUUAAACUGAAAAAGCGUUGUUGUUGUAGCGACCGCUGACUGUAGUGGUUGUGGAAAGUGGCGCUAUCGGAGUGUUGAACCAUCGGAUCUCCCAUUUAAAACUACGAUUUGGAGCAACAUACCGGUAGGCGCAAAUAAUCGAAGGAGGAAGUGGAUGAUAUAGAAGCCAGCCUGGGUCCUCCUCCAGAGAAGAAACCAAAUGGGGAAUCUGUUAAAGGUGCUCACUUGCACUGAGCUUGAGCAGGGGCCAAACUUUUUCCUUGACUUUGAAAAUGCACAGCCGACAGACAGUGAGCGGGAGGUGUGGAACGAGGUGAACUCUGUCCUCCAGGACUCUGAGAGCAUCCUGUCAGGCCUGCAGGCCUACAAGGGAGCCGGCCAGGAGAUCAGAGAUGCCAUCCAGAACCCUAGUGACAUGGUUCUACAGGAGAGGGCAUGGAAUGCCGUCUGCCCCUUAGUCAUCCGCCUCAAGAAGUUCUACGGCUUCUCUCUCAGGCUAGAGAAGGCCCUGCAGAGCCUGCUGGAGUGUCUGACGUGCCCCCCCGCCUCCCCCACGCAGCACCUGGAGAGGGAGCAGGCACUGGCCAAGCAGUUUGCAGAGAUCCUCCACUUCACGCUGCGCUUUGACGAAGUCAAGAUGCGAAUCCCUGCCAUCCAGAAUGACUUCAGCUACUACAGACGAACCAUCAGCCGGAACAGGAUCAAUAACAUGAACUUGGAUAUUGAGAGUGAGGUGAAUAAUGAGAUGGCCAACAGAAUGUCUCUGUUCUACGCUGAGGCCACGCCCAUGCUGAAAACCCUGAGCACCGCAACCACAAACUUUGUUUCCGAGAAUAAGACCCUCCCACUGGAGAACACCACAGACUGUCUCAGCACCAUGGCCAGCGUCUGCAAGGUCAUGCUGGAGACACCUGACUACACCAGCAGGUUCAACAGCGAGGACACUUUGCUGUUCUGUAUGAGAGUGAUGGUGGGUGUCAUCAUCCUCUACGACCACGUUCAUCCCAACGGAGCCUUCAACAAGUCCUCCAAGAUUGAUAUGAAAGGAUGCAUAAAGGUCCUGAAAGAUCAGCCAGCGGACAAUGUGGAAGGUCUCCUCAAUGCCCUCAAGUUCACCACAAAACACCUGAACGAUGAGUCCACUCCGAAAAACAUCCGAACGAUGCUUCAGUAACGUUUCUUUUAUAUAUAAAUAUAUGAAGAGGAUCAAUGUCCUGACCUCAAAAGAUGUAUAUGUUUACAUAAUUUAAAGACUUGAUGUUAAUACUUACAGAACAUAUAGAACAUGUACCUUUCCCUUACGACAAACGCAUGGCCUAGGCUUACGCUAUUCCCUGUUCAAGCACAGACUCUAGAUACCUUUCAGCCUUACAGACGAGGCAGGCAAGCUGCACUUAGAAACUUUGUCUCUGUGAGGAGGGGAGUAGGAGUGGACCAGGGGGGUAUUCCAGAAAGCAGGUUAUGCAACAUAACCAGGUAAGUUAACCCACCAGCUGAUUCACAAUGUUGCAGCAACCUACUGCCAAUUUUGCUACAACGCUUGGUGUCAGCUGGGGAGUUAACUUACCCGGGUAUGUCACAUGACCUGCUUUCUGGAAUACCCCCCAGGCCUGCUCAUCAAGGGUUCUAUAUGAGCAGGAAUAUGCACACUUGAUUUGUCUCACCUGGUUUACUGGAUGUAGGUGGGUUUCACACAGUUUAAAUGUUCCACUAGCUAAAAUUUCUAACGACCCCCCCCCGGUCCAUGUAGUGCACCCAGGAAGGUAAAUCAAGUGUACACAUUUUUGGUGGGAAAAAGGUUUAAUGGUUAUGUUGGUGACGUUCAGAUGAAGUGUGCUUGGUGAUGUCAGGACUAGUUGUGCUUGUUUUGGGAUCACAGUAGAAAAGGGCAGUACGCACCACAAGAGAUGAACGAAUCAACCAAAUUAUGUUUUUAUUCACAAUGGAAUGGCAGAAAGUGGGAUGAUAAAUGUCUUUGUUUUUCAUGUGUGCGGUGUGUUUUAUCCAUUGUUUGUGUGGCUGUUUGUACCUAACAGAAAUCCAAUGGCUCCACAAAAAGCAGCUUUAAUUAUGAAUAAAAUAAAUGAUGUCAAGUAUUUUUUAAGUAAAACAAGGGCAAAAAACAUUUCUUCACCACUGAGAUUUCUGCUCAGGUAUUCAGGUGGAG
Osmerus eperlanus (European smelt) is the source of this 2182-nucleotide messenger RNA. It is a transcript of the gene cyria, whose product is annotated as family with sequence similarity 49 member A. The transcript is spliced from 12 exons. Bases 215 to 1189 code for a protein of 324 amino acids. Gene Ontology annotation, biological process: regulation of actin filament polymerization. Lineage: Eukaryota; Metazoa; Chordata; Actinopteri; Osmeriformes; Osmeridae. The record is from RefSeq and is a predicted model, not a curated record. Gene Ontology annotation, molecular function: small GTPase binding.